AUGUUCUCAAUAGUGGCGGUUGGCUCGGUGACGUUUCAAGUGGGUCAGGAGGUGGCAGUGAUGGGGAAGGGAGAGAGGCAGUACGCGCUGAGCAAGUGCGACGCCGACAGUCUGCAUCAGUUGUACAUUCUGGCUCUUGAUUCUGGUUUAUUUGACUAUGUUCGUAACUUCAAACAAUAUCUUGUUUCAACUUUGCACCAUACUUUGUUGAGGGUUAUGAAGCAACCCCUGGAGUUUGGAGAGCUUGAAUGGCUAGCAGAUGUGGGCCUUUUUGGUGAACAGUUUCCUCAGGAACCUCUAGCCGCUGCUGAAGUUCCCCAGCUUCCAGUGACACAUACUAGCAAUGUUGCCUCACACAAAGCUGCUAAAUGCUUCAUGUCUUACAAAAAGCCUAGGAUUGAAGUCUUAGAUGAAGAUGAGGAGGAGCACUUCACUGUACCUGAUCUAGGCAAAAACACAUGA
Molecule: messenger RNA, 462 nt
Organism: Sphenostylis stenocarpa
Lineage: Eukaryota; Viridiplantae; Streptophyta; Magnoliopsida; Fabales; Fabaceae
Source: the annotation of a GenBank genome assembly